Molecule: messenger RNA, 1113 nt
Organism: Cornus florida
Lineage: Eukaryota; Viridiplantae; Streptophyta; Magnoliopsida; Cornales; Cornaceae
Exons: 3
Coding region: 1-1113 (370 amino acids)
Source: RefSeq, a predicted model, not a curated record
AUGCCGACUCUGUUUAAGGGUAACCCAUAUUUGCUCGUUGCAGACAGUUUUAUGGAUAGGGUGGAGAAGCAACUUAAUGCUAUGAAUUUGGCGACGGACAAGUUGAAGAUCACUUUGGCAACUUAUAACUUUGUUGGGGACGCUGAGAUUUGGUGGAAGACCAUUUCUCAUACUCAUAAUUUGGAUACAAUAACUUAUGCUGCAUUUAAGAAGCUGUACUACGAGAAGUACUUUCCGGCACCUAAGGAGAAAGAACUAAAGAAGGAGUUCGAUGGGUUAAAGCAAGGAAACAUGACAGUUACAGAAUACGAGAACAAGUUCAUAUCACUUUUGAGGUUUGCACCAAGACUUGCUGAGGAUGAGGAAGGAAAGAUAGAGAAAUUUGUUGAUGGCUUUGAUUUCACCAUUAAGCCAUUUGUAGCUACUGCAGAGCCGACAGAAUAUGCAAAGGUAGCCCGGGCAUUACAAGUUGCAGUGCCCACAGAUUCAGAUGGCCAUGGGAGGAUGUUUUGGGUGUGGCCAGCAGGGCCACUAGGUGAAAGACUACCCACAGCAGAGCACAGGCUCAGUUUGGAAGUCAGUCAGUUAGACAAACCGCUUUGUGGUGACACGCCUGUUUGGGGUUUAGUCACUCUUGGUAGAGUUUGUAGGAGUUAUUCUAUCACCAUUGUCAGGCGAGUGCUAGAGUUCGAUCUCAUCCUUCUCAAGACGACAGGGUUUGAUGUCAUUCUUAGGAUGGACUGGUUAUCAUCUUUUAGAGCCGUCAUUGAUUGUUUCAGGGAUAGGGUGUCAAUGUGUACCCCGAAUGGGGAUUGUUUCUGUUUUGUGGGAGAUUGGUGUGAUUCUCUCACUCCUUCAGUUUACGGUGUUAAUGGUCGAGAUCAACAAUGGUUCUUUUUGGCUAGCCUUUUCGCUAAUAAUGAUGUUAAGUUUCGCGGGGUCGAUUAUCCAGUGAUUGCAUGCGAUUUUCUGGAUGCGUUUCUAGAGGACAUGACAGAGUUACCUCCACAUCGAGAGGUGAAGUUUGCUAUUGAUUUGUUUCCUGGUACCACACCAAUUUCUAUGGCACUGUAUCGUAUGACACCAAUUGAAUUAGAAGAAUUGAAGAAGUAG